Messenger RNA from Phaeoacremonium minimum UCRPA7, 1101 nucleotides. Its product is annotated as putative amino acid protein. Gene Ontology annotation, biological process: transmembrane transport. Gene Ontology annotation, molecular function: transmembrane transporter activity. Gene Ontology annotation, cellular component: membrane. NCBI's taxonomy places the organism in Eukaryota, Fungi, Ascomycota, Sordariomycetes, Togniniales, Togniniaceae. The coding region runs from base 1 to 1101 and encodes 366 amino acids. The transcript has 5 exons. The record is from RefSeq and is a predicted model, not a curated record.
AUGGUCAUUAUUUCGAUCACGGAUUACGAAGCCCAAAGUUGGCACUCGUACUUGGUUUUUAUUGCUGUACUCCUAGUAUCGGCAUCUAUCAAUAUUUUUGUCCCUCGUGCCAUUCAUCACCUUUCAAUCAUCGGAUUUGUAUUCCAUAUUCUCGGCUAUUUCGCAUUGAGCAUUACUCUUUUGGCUACAACAAAGAAGUUCAACACUGCUAAGCUGGUAUUCGGCACUAUCCUCGACUCGACUGGUUUUAACAAUAAAGGGAUGGCUUUCUUGAUCGGCAUGCUCCCAGCAGCCAACACUUUCAUCACAAUUGAUGGCCCCGCUCAUUACGCUGAGGAAACAAAGAAACCUCAUACCGAUGUUUCACGAGCAAUCACUUGGGGAACAGCUCUAUCUGGCUUGAUUGGACUGCCUUAUUGCAUCAUCUUGGGGUUUACCAUGGGAGAUCCUAUUGCUCUUCUGACCUCCCCAAUCAACAAUCUCAACCCUCUAGCCCAGGUUGUCCUCAAUAAUACAGGAUCAAAAGCCGCAGCCAUUGUAUUGUCCUUGCCACUUACUAUCGUUGCCUUCGCCACUACUGUCGAAUCCUUGGGGAUGGUUGCUCGCAUUAUGAUGGCCCAAGCACGUGACAAAGCCAUUCCAUUCAGCGAAUUCCUUUGCAAAAUUCAUCCGAAGUACAACUCUCCUACAAACGCUCUGCUCGUCAUCAUCUGCCUUCAAAUCGCUCUCGCGGCCAUCUACGUCGGGAAUGUCACAGCCUUCUAUGGUAUCACCAGUGGCAGUGUCAUCCUACAGGUCAUCAGUCUACUCAUUCCCAUCGUGUUUCACAUGAUCUACAGGAAGAAGUCCAACCUUGUUUAUGGGGCAUGGCAAGUCUACAGGCCGGUUCGAGCCUUUGUCAAUAUCGCUGCCUUCAUCGUCUUCACACUAAUAUUUGUUGCAAUGCUUCUGCCCACAAUGAAACCAAUUACUGCCGCUAACAUGAACUAUGCUUGUGUCAUGCUUGGUGCAGUCCUCAUCCUUAUACCUGCUUAUUGGUUCGCUUGGGGUAGAAAGAACUAUUACGGGCCUCUUUUUGUAUUCUCGGCUAAGUCCAUGUAG